Ostrea edulis (European flat oyster) is the source of this 935-nucleotide messenger RNA. RefSeq names its product acetylcholine receptor subunit beta-like 1. Bases 1 to 819 code for a protein of 272 amino acids. Gene Ontology annotation, cellular component: neuron projection; synapse; membrane. NCBI's taxonomy places the organism in Eukaryota, Metazoa, Mollusca, Bivalvia, Ostreida, Ostreidae. The record is from RefSeq and is a predicted model, not a curated record. The transcript is spliced from 2 exons. Gene Ontology annotation, molecular function: extracellular ligand-gated monoatomic ion channel activity; neurotransmitter receptor activity; transmembrane signaling receptor activity. Gene Ontology annotation, biological process: nervous system process; regulation of membrane potential; monoatomic ion transmembrane transport.
AUGACAGAAAGGAUUGGUGGGGGAAAUUACACGACAGCGUGUACACCGGAUGUGUAUACAUACCCGUACGACACCCAGACUUGUGUUGUAACCUAUGUUAUAUGGGCCUAUGCUGUUCAUGAAGUUACUGUAAAGGUUUUAUCUGAUACAGUCAGUUUGCACGUUUACACCCCUCAUGGUAUGUGGGAUCUGAUUGAUACCUCAGUAACAUCAAAUGUGGACGUAGGACGAGGACUGACGUCAAUUGACAUCACAUUAGUGAUGAAAAGAAUCUCCACAUUCCACCUCAUCAACAUGAUUUUUCCCAUCGUUUUUGUCGGGUUACUUAAUAUCCUCUUGUUUCUUCUACCUGCUCAGUCCGGUGAAAGACUCGGUUAUUCCAUCACGGUUUUACUCUCCAUUACUGUGUUUCAAACAAUCACCUCCGACAAUCUUCCAAGCACUUCUAAGCCCCAGCUUUCGUUGCUUUGCAUCAAACUUUUAGUAGAUCUAAUUUUAAGUGCUCUAGUGACGAUGUUAACGAUUGUGACGUUGCAUUUUUAUCACAUGCCGGAAACUCGGAGAGUACCUGUGUGUGUUUCAGCUGUAACGAGGUUUUUACUAUGCAAGAAGAAUGAUGGGAAUCAGUUAUAUAUUAUCCAACAUGGAAUCGGUAUGACAGAAUCCAUGUCAGCAAAUAAAUGUUCCAGCUUUCAAACGGAGAUAACGUGGACAGAUGUUGGUAAAAGUAGUGACAUCGUGUUUGCUACGAUUUGCCUGUUGGCAUUUUUAGCUUCAAAUGUUGUAUUUAUGGUGUUUGUUGUUUUGGGAUCACCUUAAAAACUUUUUAUAAUUAUGUCUAGGGGUCCGUGUUUGCCCAACUAUCUAUUUUGUAUUGCUUAUAGGAGUUAUGAGAUUGAUCACUGUUCGUUAUCUUCAUCUUUCAUCUAUCAAUU